Messenger RNA from Drosophila obscura, 1042 nucleotides. RefSeq names its product enhancer of split M2 protein (gene E(spl)m2-BFM). The transcript has a single exon. Gene Ontology annotation, biological process: Notch signaling pathway; sensory organ development. Bases 126 to 821 code for a protein of 231 amino acids. NCBI's taxonomy places the organism in Eukaryota, Metazoa, Arthropoda, Insecta, Diptera, Drosophilidae. The record is from RefSeq and is a predicted model, not a curated record.
CCAACUCUCGCGAGGUGCGCACACGCAACGCUCGCUGCACAAAAACAAAAACAAAACGAAACAAGAAAAAGCUCUCAACACACACGACCAGCAAGAAGCUCUCCGCUCUCUCUCUCUCUCUCGCCAUGUAUCUAGAUACGAAAAACUUGACGGCCUGCAGCACCAACAGCAGCAGCAGCAGCAUCCACACAUCAGCGCUGACAGCGCCAGCAUCAACACCUUUGGGCGUGCCCAAGACGGUGCGACGCAUGCGCAAAGUCUGGCAGCCACUGCGCCGCCUGUUGACAGUGGGUGGCAAGGGCAGGCCUGCGCCCCUGACCCUGGCCCACCCCAACAAUGUGGAUCUCAACAACACACAGCAGCAGCAGCAGCAGCAGCUGCAGCAGAUCGAGCUUAUUCUCGAGGAUGAGAGCAAGUCAACGCCAGAGGAGUCUAUCUACAAGUAUGGGGCGGAGCUGAGGCAGCUGCCCCCCGUCGAGGAUGAGGUGUCACUCACACAGCCCCCCAAUACGCCCACACUCAUCAGCAGCGUCUAUGUGGAGAAGGCCAGCGCACAGAGCUGUGGCGCCUGCCCCCACGGACGCAACUGUCAGCACACAAAUCACAACAGCAACAGCAGCACAACAACUGCAACUUCAACUGCAAGUGCAACUGCCACACAGCUGCCCAGCAAUCUGUGGGAUCUGCAGUUGCCGUUGCAAUACAUUAGCACCGAUAACGGCACCUUCUUCUGGGCCAACACCCAGGAGCGGGUGGACGAUGACCUGCUGCACGCCUUGCUCUGCCAGAGCUUCAGCCAACUGCCCGGCACACUCUGCUAGCUGGAUCUCACAUGCUCAUGCUCCAGCCACCCAGCCCUCCCCAGUACACAGAUCUCACUACCCCCGACCCCCACCCGCCCCCCACAAUUAUUGUAAUUUCAUUUAUUUAUUCUCCUGCGCAAUAUAUACGUUGUUAAUGUGAUACUAAUUUGCAUAUAAAAUAAAAUAUACACUGAAGCCUUUGUAGCAUACAAACGGAAAAGAAUACGAACUAGAAUCCG